This is a messenger RNA of Dermacentor albipictus, 1035 nucleotides long. Its product is annotated as ell-associated factor Eaf-like. The record is from RefSeq and is a predicted model, not a curated record. Lineage: Eukaryota; Metazoa; Arthropoda; Arachnida; Ixodida; Ixodidae.
AUGCCGAGCCCCCUGGAAGACCACACGUGCCAGCCCAAGUGUGGAUUCUGCGGAGGCCCGCACGUCACCAGCAGCAGGGAAUGCCAUCAACGCCUCAAGCCGGCCCGUUCAAACAAGCCACAAGAACAGCAAAAGAGACACGUCUCCCGCAAGGACGCGUCACAAACGAAAAACAGACAACGGUGGUUCAGCUCCGAGGACCAAGACGGGUCCACUCAACAUCGCAACGUGGCCGACACCCGAAGCGCCAGCAGAAAGCGGGCCGCAAGCAAACAACGCAACGAGAGCGCAACGAGGAGUCACGCGCCGAACCAGUCCAAGGUCACGGCCAACACCGGAUCGCGGGAGCAGCAACCCCCGCAGCGUCCGAUUACACCGCCGCGGCUGACGCAGCAACAUGACACGCAGCUGGCGUCGAAGCAGAAGCAAGCCCCCCAGGUGCCGGGAGGCGCCAACCACUCAACGCUGAGCCACAGGUCGCCGCAGCAGGGGCCACGGCCAACGGAGCAAGAACAGGACGAACGGGUGAGCUGGUCAGAGAGACUUAAGCAACGUACCCCACUAGCUGACCCCAGAGUUCCACAACUCCAAGCCAUGAUUGCCAAACAAAACAAACAGCUUGCAGAACAAAGCGCUACAAUAGCACGAAUGCAAGCACAGCUCGAGCAAUUCAAGCAAAGCCGCAGCACGAACACCCAAAGCGAACAAAUCCCAGUGCCACAAGCACCACAGCCAACACAACGGAACGAUAACUUUGAGGCUACAAUCACACCUGAAGUCAUUCAACUUCUUCACCAUAAGACUGAACACGCAGUGCAGAUUCACAAAGUCCAGAACGUAGCAGAAAUGCAUCAGGCCAUCCGGGAAUCAGAAGAGCAGAUGAUGCAACACAUGAAACAACUCAUACAGGAGCUCCACUCCCACCUAAACCGUAAAAGGGGCGCCAACACGGAAGCAGGGCCGUCCAAAAUGAGGCACCGCACAGACUCUCUCGGUAGCGAGACCAGCUACGCGAGCGCCUCUACAUUUGCUUAA